Gadus macrocephalus (Pacific cod) is the source of this 2935-nucleotide messenger RNA. It is a transcript of the gene cdk5r2b, whose product is annotated as cyclin dependent kinase 5, regulatory subunit 2b (p39). Gene Ontology annotation, cellular component: protein kinase 5 complex; cytoplasm. The transcript has a single exon. The coding region runs from base 304 to 1173 and encodes 289 amino acids. Gene Ontology annotation, molecular function: protein kinase binding; cyclin-dependent protein serine/threonine kinase activator activity. Gene Ontology annotation, biological process: brain development; activation of protein kinase activity; positive regulation of cyclin-dependent protein serine/threonine kinase activity. The record is from RefSeq and is a predicted model, not a curated record. NCBI's taxonomy places the organism in Eukaryota, Metazoa, Chordata, Actinopteri, Gadiformes, Gadidae.
CUGAACCAUCUCCCCAUGCUGUUGCUGGUUGUCUCCCCGCCUGGCUGGACGCGUCAGGCUCCGCGGAUGUGAACGCAGAUCUCUAGUUGAACCGCUCGUCGUCGGGCUACAACUAGGCCUAGCCUCAACACUCUUUGGAACAACAGCCUGACUGGAUUAGUUGCAAGGCACCAUGAUGCUAUGGAGUUGACCGUGACGCUCCUCCAUCAUCUCUCUACCUGCUGAGGCGCGCCCCCGACGCCAGUAGAGGAACGCGCGUUGAACGAGCAUCCGUGUGGGUUCUCAUCGUCUUUUGUCGCCAAGAUGGGAACCGUACUCUCUUUAUCCCCGACCUCCAAAAAAGGGGCCAUCAUGGACUCCGGCACCGCGGCGGCGCUCCACCACAAGGGCGACAAGAGCAUCAAGCGGCCGUCCGUUUUCGUCUCCACGUUAACGUGGAAGAAGCUGGUGCCCAAUUCGGCCAAGAAGAAAAGUGCCAAGAAGGUCAGCCCGAACCCACCCCCUCCUCCCAGCGAGCCGGAGGUCUCCCAGCUCAACCACGAGAAUCACAAGAAGUCCCAUGUGCCCAAAGCCCCCAUCCCCGUCCCUGUCCCCACGGUGCCCCCCACCUCCCAGGUCAUCCAGUCCCAGACCAACGGGGACGUGAAGAAGCAGCCGAGCAGCGUGUCCCUGCUGUCCCCCAGACGCGUGGUCAUCCAGGCGUCCACCGGGGAGCUGCUGCGCUGCCUGGGGACCUUCAUGUGCCGCCGGUGCUGCAGGCUGAAGGAGCUGACAAGCGGGGAGGUCAUCCUCUGGUUCAGGAACAUCGAUCGCACUCUGCUCAUGCAGGGCUGGCAGGACCAGGGCUUCAUCACGCCAGCCAACCUGGUGUUCGUGUACCUGCUGUGCCAGGACAGCGUCACGGAGGACGUCGAAAGCUCCUACGAGCUGCAGGGCGUCUUUUUGACUUGUCUGUACCUCGCCUAUUCCUACAUGGGCAACGAGAUCUCCUAUCCGCUCAAGCCCUUCAUGAUCGACGCGAACAAGGACGUUUUCUGGGAGAAGUCCCUCAGCAUCAUUAACAGGAUGAGUGACAAGAUGCUGCUGUUGAAUUCCGACCCGCACUUUUUCACCGAGGUGUUUCAGGAGCUAAAAGACCAGCGGCCGGAUGGAGAGGCCAACCUGGACCGCUGAUCUGCCGACUGCGGGGAUAGCCGGCAGAAAACGGCGAUACAGCUUUGACGUUUGUCAAUAGAAAGAUCACUAAAUCAUGAAUCUGUGGUGUACAUUUCAUGAUGAAGGGGGGGGGGGCACUCCUCGACGAUCUUGACAUGAAAAAUUGAAGAAAAAAGCAGCCCCACUAUUUUCUGAACAGUGUUUAUUUCACCAGUGAGAUGCGUGGUGUAUUGCAUGCAUUCUGACGUCCUCCUAUUUGUUUAGCCCAUGAAGGGAGGCAGAAGAAACGCAUCGGAUUGCUUUACUCAUCGAGGUCCAGGGGACACGGUGGGGAUGAAUGUGAUCAAAUGUCUGUUUGAAAAACAUCUCCAAUUGGAGCAACUGAUUAGCUGUGAGAGACUGGGGCUCUAUAGCAGGUUGAGGUGAGACCAUGUGGGAGUAUAGGCCAACAACAAGCAGACCGUAAAGCCUGUGUCAGGAGCUCUCCACAGUUCUGACCUGGCCAUUUAUAGACACUGGGGCCCUCCAUUUGCCCAUUUAAGCCCCUUUCCAUGUAAGGGGCAAAUUAAGGCUUUCCCCGAUCCCAAUUAUCUUAAGACUUAAGAACAUGGCUUAGAACGCUUAGGCCAGGCUGUAAAUAGAGGCAUCAAUGUGCAUUUAAGUGCAUUUGAACCUGAGUUCGGUGGGGAUUGGCUGAGUACAGCCCUCCUUUCUCAACCUGUUUGAGCAGAACUUGGAAGUAGGCCUAAUUAUUUUGGUACUGCAUAUGGCCCAGAUGCAAAUUUAGGUCCUUGGGAUUCUAUGACAUAGCCUUACUAAGGUAUGUUUCACACAGCUAACCUGCAGACGUUUUGCAUUUCAGUUGAAGAGAAUACAUGAAAUAAUAUAAAGAAGACAGAAACAAGGUUUCUGAAGGUCAAACUCUGUUUUGAGAAGUGAAUAAAGUGUAGAUUUAUUUUCGGAGGGUUAAUGAUCAUUUGAGAUUAUUAAAUGUGCCAACAAGGAAAUAAUCCUAAAAACGAAUGUUUACAUGUACAUAGCGCAAAUAUGAAGCAUAUUUUUACAUUGGUUCUUAAACAUUUUUUUGCCUGUUUAUUUGGUGAUUGUAUUUGUUGCUGCUUUAAAUAUAAGUAACCAACACAAUAAGAUAAGGAACAAUAUAAAGCUAAAGAGCUUUUUUUUUUAAAUGUUAUUCUUGUGCCGUGAAACAAAAACUUUGAAGUUCAAUUAACUGGGAUUCUAAUUCAUGUUUGACUUUGGUGGACCUCAGAAUGGAUGUCAAACAUCCUGUCACUUAUUCAGUCAAUAUUCCAUCAAUAUUCCCGUCAAUAGUUCCUGAAAAUGUACUGACCUGAUCGAAAACUUGACAGGGUGUCUUCAGUAUUUGUACUUUCUUCAAUGCCCUUGUUGUGUGGUACAUUAUUAUUGCUUUGAAUGUGGAGCUCAAUGCUGCUAUAUUUGCACACCUUUGUGAACAAACAGUGUAUGAAAUGUUCAUAUUCUUACGUAUAGUGUUAGACAGAACAGUAUAUAUUAAAGAUUUUAUUUGACUUUCUAAUGCAUGGGGAAUUGGUCCCCUCUAUUGUGAUUGGUCAUCUGUGGUGAAUAACAACUCGUUUAGGUGUGAUUCAGUUACCCUUACCCACCACCACACCGAUCAUACUAAUGCUGAAUGUUAGCUUCAACCACCACACUGAGAAAUGGGAAUGCACUCUCUGUAAAUACAUGUUUGAAGAACUUUACCAUACUCAAGACAAAUAAAACUUAAAUGUGCAAUCUA